Molecule: messenger RNA, 1194 nt
Organism: Raphanus sativus (radish)
Lineage: Eukaryota; Viridiplantae; Streptophyta; Magnoliopsida; Brassicales; Brassicaceae
Exons: 2
Coding region: 1-1194 (397 amino acids)
Molecular function (GO): nucleic acid binding
Source: RefSeq, a predicted model, not a curated record
AUGACGUCGCUGCGAACAAUCCUCCAUAGCCCCCGCCAAUCGUGGCGGCUAACAAAGUGGGCAAUUGAACUCAGCGAGUACGAUAUCAAAUAUAAACCCAUAACGAGUUCGAAGGCCCAGGUACUCGCAGAUUUUUUCAUCGAGCUUUUCCCUAAAGAAGCCGAUGGGGAAUUCAAGACCGAUAAAUGGAAAAUCCACGUCGAUGGAGCAUCCUCGAAACAGGGAUCUGAAAUUGGGAUACAACUCGAAUCCCCAGCAGGGGAAAUAAUUGAGAAAUCAUUGCAUCUCAGAUUCCACGUGUCAAAUAAUGAGGCCGAGUACGAAUUAUUGAUAGCAGGACUUCGUCUCGCAGUAAGCAUCAAUGCGAAAAAAGUUAGCGCCUUUAGCGAUUCACAGCUCGUUACGAGCCAAUUCCACGGCGAAUACGAAGCAAAAAAACGAAAGGAUGUAAACCUAUCUCGCCGUCUUACAAAAGGAGAAAGGGCUACCCAAGAAAAUGAAGUAGAAGAGUUCGAGACAUCGCAAGAAGAGGGGACUCACACCGAACCUAACGAAGAAGACGUCGUUAAUUAUGAAGAGUUUGCAAACGAGGACGAUAACGUUCAAUCUGUUAAAACUCAAACACAAAAGACCUCGGCGCUCCCAGCAGACGAGGCCGAUCAUAAAGCUAACCACGAAGCACAUGAGGCUUUUCGGGUCAAACUUGAAUCGAGACCCGAUUGGAGGACACCAAUAUUAAACUAUAUCAAGAACAACGAGCUCCCGCCCGAACGAUGGAAAGCUCGAAAACUGAAAGCCGAAGCUCGCGUUACUGCAUUCUGGGAGAAUAAUUAUACAUACGAAGUUUGGGUGAACCAUAUUUUCACAAUAUUGAGACAAACACAUAGCGGAUCGUGCGGCAGUCACUCCGGUGGUAGGUCGUUCACAAUUAGAAUCAAGAAACAUGGGUACUUCUGGUCCACUAUCGCGAGCGACAGCGAACAAUUCGAACUUAGAUGUGAUAAAUGCCAACUGCAUGCACCUUUUAUUCACCAACCCACACAGAAGAUGUCAUAUGUCUCUUCACCAUACCCAUUCAUGAAGUGGUCCAUGGAUAUAGUAGGACCAUUAGUCUCGUCGGGCUCGGCCAAACUACUAUUCCUCCUAGUUCUAACAAACUACUUCACCAAGUGGGUAGAGGCCGAAGCAUACUAA